Molecule: messenger RNA, 387 nt
Organism: Dictyostelium discoideum AX4
Lineage: Eukaryota; Evosea; Eumycetozoa; Dictyosteliales; Dictyosteliaceae
Exons: 1
Coding region: 1-387 (128 amino acids)
Molecular function (GO): carbohydrate binding
Source: RefSeq, a predicted model, not a curated record
AUGAAAGUUUCAAUAGUUUGUGUUAUAUUAUUAUUUAUUGCAAUUGUUUCAUCAAAAACUGAAAAAUUGAAUAAAUUUGAAAACUGUAUUAUUACACAAAAAGCAAUUGGAAAUUGGGAACAAGAUGGUCAAAUUAUUACACAAUAUUCAAUUAAUAUUUUCAACAAUUCUCCAAAAAUUAUUAAAUCAAUAAUAAUUUCAACAGAUUAUACAUUUUGCUUACGUGAUAUUGAUUCAAUUUGGAAUAUUAAAUUAUCACCAAAUGGUGAACUAACUUUACCAUCUGGAACAAAUUCAAUUGAUUCUUAUAGUUCUCAUAUAUUUUAUUUUAUUGUAUUUGGUAUUGAAAAAGUUAAUUUAACAAUGAAAUCAAUAACUUAUUCAUAA